AUGUCCUAUUUUCCAAUUCAACAUUAUCGUUUAUUCAAUGAUCCAUUCGAUCGAUUCUUUGGUGAUCAAUUGAAUUUUUUUGAUCCAUGGCGUGAUUUUGAUACAUUUCCAACGGCUUUAUCAGGCUUUCCAAGUCCAUUUCGAUGGAUUCAUCAACCACAUCGAAUGGCUCGGAAAUCAGCAGCAUCAUCAUCAUUUUAUACAACAUCAAAUAAUCUUGCUAGUGGUAACACUCUUCUUCCUGUUACAAGUAGUAUUAUACCGGUUCAAUCCGAAAAAUUUCGUGUUCAAUUGAAUGUAGCUGGUUUUAAUCCAGAUACAAUAAGAACAAAAAUUGAAGGUCGAAAAGCAAUUGUCGAAGCUAAACAAGAUGAUCGCCAAGCUAAUGGUGAUUUUAGUGUCCGAGAAAUUCGAAAAACGUAUGAUCUUCCUGAAAAUGCUGAUUCAAGCAAUUUUGCUUCAUUUGUUACUCCAAAUAAUAUGCUUGUCAUUGAAGUACCUAUUAAUGUUCCUCAAAUAGAACUUCGCCCAUCUCAAACACUGGCUGAUUCUCAAACUCUUUCGUUAUUUGGUCAAUAUCGUGAUCCUAUUUUUGAUUAUCCAGGUUUUAUGGCUUCAUCGGAAUUCCGUCCACGCAUUAUUGAUAUAGGUAAUGGACAAAAACAAAUUAAACUAUCUUUAGCAGUAAAAAAUUAUCGACCUGAACAAAUCAAAGUUUCAGUUAAAAAUAAUGAAUUGCUUGUACAAGCUGAGCAUAAUUAUAAUGAUAAUAAUCGUUCAGAACGAUCAUUUUUAACGAAAUCUAUUAUGUUACCACCUGGUGCACAAGUUGAUCAAUUACGAUCAUUUUUAAAUCCUGAUGGACAAUUGGAAAUUGAAGCACCAUUUAUUGAACCUACACAGAUGCGUUCAAUUGAAGUUCAAUAUGCAUAA
Messenger RNA from Rotaria sp. Silwood2, 933 nucleotides. Lineage: Eukaryota; Metazoa; Rotifera; Eurotatoria; Philodinida; Philodinidae. The record is from the annotation of a GenBank genome assembly.